Cygnus olor (mute swan) is the source of this 7483-nucleotide messenger RNA. RefSeq names its product carboxypeptidase X, M14 family member 2 (gene CPXM2). The coding region runs from base 421 to 2616 and encodes 731 amino acids. The record is from RefSeq and is a predicted model, not a curated record. Gene Ontology annotation, molecular function: metallocarboxypeptidase activity; zinc ion binding. The transcript is spliced from 13 exons. Gene Ontology annotation, biological process: proteolysis. NCBI's taxonomy places the organism in Eukaryota, Metazoa, Chordata, Aves, Anseriformes, Anatidae.
UGACUAAAUGCUCACUUGGAUCGGCUGCAUGUGGGAAGACUAAAGAAACUCUUAGGGGAUUUAGCCAGAGCUGCCUCCUAGCUGUGUUUUUGGAAGAAAGCGACAACAACGGAAGGAAAAGCAGCAAGAGAGUUGUGCUGGAGAUCACACCUGCCAGGCGCCGACAGAGCGAGCGCCCUGCCUUCCUCGCGUGCGCUUGUCUGUCUUUCUGGCUGGUAAGCCCAGCGAUCACAUGCAUCCCGCUCCUGCCCCCUCCCUCCGCAGCCCUCUGUCCUGCUGCACGCCUCUCAACUUCUGCAAACUAGCCCAGAGCAGAGGCACUUUCCGCAGACAGGCUCCCUUAUCCCCCUGCCAGGGCUUUCUGCUUCCCCUUCUUCCCAAAUAAAGUUCAGGGGCUUGCAGAGGAGAAAGCAAACACUAAUGAUCGCCCUUGGUAAGGAAAGCUCAUGUUCGUCUCAGCUCUGCCUCGUUCUCUGCGCCUUUGGGCUCCUAUUGCUGGGGGAUCUGUCCCGGGCUGUACCCAUGGACGAUCAGGAUUAUUAUCUGCAGGAGAUUAGCAACAGGGAUCAUUAUUACUCUUUUCCGUACCCCGGUGAAGAGUAUUUUCCUUUCACGGAGCAACCUGGAAAGGAGGGAACUAUCCGUGCUGCACAGCCAGAGGAGCACCCAGGGUUCAAACCGAGCAAGAAAGAGUUAAAACCGAAGAAAAGCAGCAAAAAAGGAAAAUCCAUUCUUGAAACUCCACCAGAUUGUCCUCCACUUGGUCUAGAGACAUUAAAAAUUACUGACUUCCAGCUCCAUGCCUCUACAGCAAAGCGAUAUGGCCUUGGGGCCCACAGAGGAAGGCUUAAUAUUCAGGCAGGUGUUAACGAAAAUGAUUUUUAUGAUGGUGCUUGGUGUGCAGGAAGAAAUGACCCAUUUCAGUGGAUUGAAGUAGAUGCUCGAAGGCUAACAAAAUUCACUGGAGUCAUCACACAGGGAAGAAAUUCUCUCUGGUCGAGUAACUGGGUGACUUCUUACAGAGUACUGGUGAGCAAUGACAGUCAUGCAUGGACUGCUGUCAGAAAUGAAUCUGGAGAUGUGAUUUUUGAAGGAAAUAGGGAGAAGGAGAUCCCAGUUCUCAAUAUGCUGCCAGUGCCACUGGUUGCACGCUACAUCCGUAUAAACCCUCGGUCCUGGUAUGAAGAAGGUAGCAUCUGUAUGAGAUUGGAAAUCUUAGGGUGUCCUUUGCCAGACCCAAAUAAUUAUUACCACAGAAGAAAUGAAAUGACAACCACAGAUAAUCUUGACUUCAAGCAUCACAACUACAAGGAAAUGAGGCAGUUGAUGAAAACGGUGAAUAAAAUGUGCCCGAAUAUCACAAGAAUUUACAAUAUUGGAAAAAGCCACCAAGGACUAAAGCUGUAUGCUGUUGAGAUUUCUGACAACCCAGGAGAACACGAAGUUGGUGAACCAGAAUUUCGGUACAUUGCAGGAGCUCAUGGGAAUGAAGUGCUUGGGCGUGAGCUGAUCCUUUUGUUGAUGCAGUUCAUGUGUCAGGAAUACCUUGCUGGGAACCCACGCAUUGUCCACCUCAUUGAGGAUACAAGAAUUCACCUUCUUCCCUCAGUCAACCCGGAUGGAUAUGACAAGGCAUAUAAAGCGGGUUCAGAAUUAGGGGGCUGGUCUUUAGGACGAUGGACUCAGGAUGGCAUUGACAUCAACAAUAAUUUCCCUGAUUUAAACUCUUUGCUUUGGGAGUCUGAAGAUCAGAAGAAGAGCAAAAGAAAAGUUCCAAACCAUCACAUUCCCAUUCCUGAUUGGUACCUGUCUGAAAAUGCCACUGUGGCCGUUGAGACGCGAGCAAUAAUUGCAUGGAUGGAAAAAAUUCCUUUUGUGCUGGGUGGCAAUCUGCAGGGAGGAGAGCUGGUGGUGGCGUACCCCUACGACAUGGUGCGGUCCCUGUGGAAAACCCAGGACUACACACCCACCCCAGAUGACCACGUCUUUCGCUGGCUUGCGUACUCCUACGCCUCCACGCACCGACUGAUGACAGAUGCGAGGAGGAGAGCGUGUCACACAGAGGACUUCCAGAAGGAGGACGGCACAGUUAAUGGAGCGUCGUGGCAUACCGUAGCUGGAAGCAUAAAUGACUUCAGCUACCUGCACACAAACUGCUUUGAGCUGUCCAUCUAUGUGGGCUGUGACAAGUAUCCCCAUGAAAGCGAGUUGCCUGAAGAAUGGGAGAACAACCGGGAAUCCCUGAUCGUUUUUAUGGAGCAGGUCCAUCGGGGCAUCAAAGGCAUAGUGAAAGAUGUACAUGGAAGGGGAAUCCCAAAUGCCAUUAUUUCAGUAGAAGGUGUUAACCAUGAUAUUCGCACAGGAGCUGAUGGGGAUUACUGGCGGCUUCUCAACCCAGGGGAAUACGUGGUGAGCGUGAAAGCGGAGGGCUACACCGGUGCCACCAAGACCUGCGAGGUGGGCUACGACAUGGGAGCCACCCAGUGCGACUUCACCAUCUCCAAAACCAACCUGGCGAGGAUCAAGGAAAUUAUGAGGAAGUUUGGGAAGCAGCCAAUCAGCCUGUCCCUGCGGCGGCUCCGGCAGCGGGCUCGGCAGUGGCGGCAGCGGAGAUAGGCCUCAGCUCUGCCUCCAUCAGCCCAGCUGUAGCAGUAGUGAGAGUUAUGUAGCCCAUCUCUUCAUACGCAUUUUCCUGCGCGAGGCCUUUCUGUUAGGGGAGCUGGAUGUGGGUUUGUUCUUUUGGAGAAAAAUUGGAAACAAAAUUCAGUUUGAGCUGAAGAGAAAUAAGCCCCAGUGUGUGGGGGAGAGGCGGGAAGAAUGUAAAAAUAUGUUUUGAGUUAAACUGAAGUGAUUUUUUUUUUUUUUGCCUGUGGAUUAUUUAAUCCUUUGUAAAUCUGUUUUCUUUAAAUAUAGAGAAGGGAAAAAGAAAGAGAGAUACUUGUAAAUGAGAAAUGUUGUUUUGAAUGAAAAAAAUGAAAAAUGGUGUUUCUAAAGUAUAAAAUUGAUAUAUAUUUGCAAUUCAAAAAAGUUAUGACGCUCUUUACAUUUUAUCCACAUAUGGGAGGAAAGCUGAGAGGGCACAGCUUCUGCUGAACAUCAUUAAAAUGUGUCAAAUUUCAGUCUCUUGCCCUGAAAGAGACUUUUGGACAAGCAUCAUAAUCUGAUUCCAGAACUUAAUGCCCAGAGCGUUUUCUCUUCUGCUUUAGAAGGCUAUGUUUUCUAAACCUAACAAAAAGGUUGCUUGAUAAAGAUCACUGCAGCACUGUGCCAUAGCACCUCCCCUCUGACCCAGGAGAAGGACUCGAAAUGAAGCUUUCGUCAUGGAUGCAGGCUUGGUCAUGGGCAUGUAUAUAGUUCACAAAUCCACUGGCAGCAUCUUUUUUCUUGAUUCUGGCCUGCCUAUAAGUGCCUUUUGUGCUCAUGCACACCUUGUGUCCCUGUGUUCCAUAACAUGCAAGAGAUUUCAUGUUCCUUUACAUGGUCUCCUCAUCUUACCAUUACAGCUGCUGCUUCUCUGGCCUCACUAUUCUUAGAGUUGGAUUUGUGCUUUUUUAUUGUCUUUUAAGUAACAAAGUUGUACAGCAGGAUAGGAUUGAGGUUUGGUAAAGAUGCAGAUCAGAUCUAGGAAAGAAUGAACUAAAUAAACACUCAUCAAACCAUCAGCUGGUGAAAAUCGAUUUUGUUCUGUUAGCUUCAAUGUUGUGACCUUAGUUAUACCAAAAGAAGGGCCAGCUGUACCUUUUUAGCCAGUCAAAAGUCUGUGGAUAAACAAACAUUUUUAAUAUGCAUGGUAGUGAGGCUGCAAUGUACACUUCCAAAUAGUUUGUUUAAAACUUUUUAAUUGCUAUUACAGUUCUUGCAUAUCUUGAUAUGAUUCUUGGAAAAGACAUUCACCCAACUAUCAUUCAAAACAGGAAAAAUAAACUAAAUAGAAAACUUACUGUAAAAAUAUUACUUGCCCUCUGUACUAAAUCUUUUUUCUUGUCAGCAAAGAAUCUUGUAAACACAAAAGGCAAAAGAUUUCAGAAUGAAUAGUAUAAUCAUGAACCCUUGCAUAAUAAAUAGUCCUAUUAUUAAAUUUCAUAGACAAUUCCAGCCUAUGUUUGUUCUGCAAAUUCCAUUAAAUUACAGCAAUGUAUUUGACAGCAAAGGCACAAAGAAAAUAACAGGGUGCACACAAUUUUCUAUAACUGAAAUUAUCGAACUCCAGCUCCCAGUCAGCAUCAUUUAAAUUAAAUAAUAGAGGUAAACAAAUAAUCCAAUCAUCACAUUAGCAUUUUGAAUGAUAUUUUACUUUUUUCACUCUAUUUGUUACCUUUACAACAUUCUAUGUUCCAUAUUUUUAUUUUGAGCUACGAACUUAACAGCAAAGUUGUUAAGAAGGUUUUUUUUUUAGCAUCUGAGAAAGGACAAGUGAUAUCAUUCUUUUUUCAGGUAAUGAUGAGAAACUUUUUUUUUUUUGAGUAGUGACAGCAUAAAAAUUUUCCUGCUAAUUUGCCAGCAUGACUGAUUUUUUUGUUAUGAACUGAUGAAGUUCCUUAGGUAGCUUCUUUCUUGAAUCCUAUGAAGUCCCAAUCAUUUUGCUGGGGGGUUGUUUGCACGAAGACGCAAACAGGGAAAAGAGGAGUCAAAUGUAAUUCACUAAUAUUCAGACUGAAGGUGGAAACCACUAGCUGGACAGUCAGUCCUGGCAGGUCAGUUCUUUCUACCUUGUAAUAACUUUUCAGGCUGUUCUGAGAUUUACUUUACAAACCUAACCGUCCCUAUGCUCUGUUCCCAGGUAUGAGGUUAUCUCAACAAACAAGACAUUUUUUAUUCAGUAGUGAGAAGUGGAUUUCAUGGGAAGGCAUUUGAUGUCUGUUAGCUAAAAUUAAAUGGAUUCUGAUCGCUGCAGACGUCACUAACAUAAAUGCUGAAGACAGUGGCCCUGGUGUUCUCUGCUGGCAGUGACUAGUGCUUGCAUGUGCUUGAGUGUAGCAGAACUAUGACUAAUGCAGGUGACCUUACUCUAUUUUGGUCCAGGCAUUACUAAAUAAAUGGCCUAAUAGACAUCAAGUGUAGUCGUCACUGCAAUUAUUUUGUGAUUGUUCAGCACCUUUAAACUGAACGUGCAAGUUCAAAAGAAAUUUACUAGUAACUUCAGAUAUGCGAAUAUCUCAUGCUGAGAUAAGAUGCUUAUGCUUGCCCUGAAUACAAUAGUACCAAAAUGAAGUGUGCCCUAUUUGCUACUAUAGUAAUGCACUUGGGAGUUAAAAUGUUCUUUCUUUCUUUUUAAAUACAUGGUACUGCUAUUUAAUCUCCAUGUAUAUCCAUGCCACAAACCAAUAAAUUCAGAUGCCAGUAUUUUCUAGUUAUUUACUUUUUCCCCGUCUUUAAAAUAGUAUUUUAUGCUAAAUUCUGUGCUUUUUAUCUCCUUUCAUUUUAUUGUUGUAGAAAAAAUUUGCAACCCUAAAGAAAAGAAAGGAAAUAAAUCUUACAGAUAAAUACACUCCUUUUAUAAUUACAGUUUCAUUUUAACAGCUACAUAUAUGAGGAUUUUGCCGAGCUUUCAUCAUUCCUGAUAUAAAGGAAAAAAAAAAGUAAUUAUUUCAAGUAAUCAGAAAUUCAGCUCCACAAUCUCACCCACACAGUAAAGGUUGAACAAAUAAAAGGUUGUAACAGGACGUAUUCCACUCUCUUUGAUAAUACCAGCCAUCAGUCUUCUGCUCCUAUGUAGAGCGCUGACAGUCACAAAAUACAGCAUGAGCUGGCUUCUCCUUGAGUCCUCAUGUCAUGCCAUCUAGUUAUUCAUUUUUUUAUCUGUUUAAUUACCAUAAUUUCUAUAACAACCUCUCAAUUUUUCUCAUCAAUUUUAGUUACUGCAAGUAUGCUAACCUCUGGAAGACAUAUCUUAGUAUCUGCAAAUCGGCUUGGGAAUGCUGAAGCCAAUAAUUCUGUAUCUACUAAAACAAUAUCUACUUACACAUGUUAGUAUGGGUGUACUGGAUCUUGGUAAUCUCUAAAUCAAAUUUAAUCUACUGGCACCAGAAGUCUGGUAGGAUUAUCUGAGUAUUGUGAAAUUGAACUCAGUGUGGGUAACACACACUGAUAAAACUGAAUGCAGAUGAAGUUGUUGACUACGCUGAUGAAGAAAUGCAAUGUUUCAUUGGAUGUUUUAAGUCUGUUGUGUAUUUUCAACUUCUCUUACCAAAUACUUUCCCUUCCUUUAUCCAUGUAUAGUUGUGGAGGUUUUUUCCCUAUAAAUUCAGCUCAUUAUUUUCAACGAAUUCAGGAUAUCUUCCCAAACUGUGGAUUUAACUAUCAGUGACAGUUAUACAACCAGAUUUACUUGCCUCUCAUCAUUCUACAGUGGGUGCUGGACUUUUUUGAGAAACACCUGAAGAAAGAUGGGUUAACUUGAAAUGAGGUACAAGUGGUGUCACACCAACACCUUUAAUUAGUUAACCUUUAACAUUGGUAUGUAAAAUAUCCAAGUUUGGAGGCAGAAGUCCCUCUUCACCAUUUAACUUUGUAGUGUACCCAUGUGAGUUCAGCCAGGUUGCAGCCACCAGCCUGUCGUGAGGAAGUGUACAAGCCUAUGCCAAUGGUAUAGAUUGGGGCAGUGUCACUUUCUGCUCUGGUAUGCUGCUAGGCUGGCAUGGGAACACCACAGGAUAAGCAGCUACUCUUUCUUACUGUAGUUGCACACGUGGAGAGAGGGGCAGUACUUUUUUACAGUUGAUUUCAUGGGUAAUUUUAGUACCGCUUUUGCCUGUGCUUAUCUGUGCUACCACAGUGGCAAGCACUUUUUUCAGUCCUCUCCAUAAAUAGGUAUAACAGGUGAACCAGUCCUUAAUAAAAGGCUAUGAAUGUAUUUAAGCUUCAGGUGAUUAACUUGUAGAUGUUUAAGAUCUUUAUUCUAGUAUUUCCUCACUUUUCCAAGCUUAAAUCACAUUUAUACAUAGUCCGAUGUUCUUACUAAUCUUUAAUUUCUUUUUAAAGGUCAUUUAGCUUGAGAUGACAUUUUUGUAUUUCACUAUGACACUUUAAUAAGAUUUUUGAGCAGCAAAAUUUAUGGUCAAUGAAGCCAUCAUGGUGAAUGCAAUCUUGUGCCUGGAACAGUAAGCCAGUAAAUAACUAUUGUCUGCCAACUUCCACUGAUGUAGUCAUCAUUGUGCAGUGUAUAUUGCCAGAUUAAGCCUAGGUGAGAUUUACAAAUCCACCAACUCCACAUUCAGGUUUGCAGGACAAUUUGCAAGACAGGUAGCUCCUCUGUCUUCUUACCCUGGCAAGUUACCAUUUUAAUAUUUUUUUUUAAUGGAGAUUUGGAUUAUUUCUCUACAUUGAAUAUUUUAAACAGUGUUCUUCCAUUCAUUAUAUGCUCCUUGCUCAUUAGGCAGCAAAAGGAUGGGUUUAUGCCUUUCAUAAAUUUCAGAGGGACUGUGUUUAUUGGAUGAUUUUUGGUACACCAUUUUAACUCAUUACUAGCUGAAAAUAACACAUC